This is a messenger RNA of Coniosporium apollinis CBS 100218, 1191 nucleotides long. RefSeq lists its product as uncharacterized. Bases 1 to 1191 code for a protein of 396 amino acids. Lineage: Eukaryota; Fungi; Ascomycota; Dothideomycetes. The transcript has 6 exons. The record is from RefSeq and is a predicted model, not a curated record.
AUGCCCGCUCUGCUACCCAUCUUUAAGAAGGCAUACUGGUCCUUAGCUGCAGCUGGCCUGCUGUACGCCGUCUUUGUAACAUUCCUGUGUAACAGCUGGGUCCAACGACACGCCCUCUACGCCCACAAGCUUCACAGUGGCUUCUACCACGAUGUCAGCAUACCCGAGUCUUUCGGCUUUGCGAAGAACCAAGUAACCCCGUUCAACAUUACGACCCCAGAUGGCGAGACCUUAUACAGCUGGCACGUCUUGCCUCUCAGCGUAUACGCCAAACACGAAGCCGAGAUCCUCAACCAACCCGCCGGGCCCGUCUCGGACUUCAAGCAGAGCACUGCCUUUAAGCUCCUGACUUCAGAUCCACAGAGCCGUCUCAUCAUCAACUUCCACGGCAACGCCGGCCACGUCGCCCAAGGCUGGCGCACCGACACUUACCGCUCGCUAUCCUCCCUUCCAAACACCCACAUCCUCACCGCCGACUACCGCGGCUUCGGCCGCAGCACCGGCACCCCCUCCGAAACAGGCCUGAUCACCGACGGCAUCUCCCUCGCCCGCUUCGCCCUCUCUCUCGGGAUUCCCGCGCACCGGAUCGUGAUCCUAGGCCAGAGUCUCGGCACCGCCGUCGCCAGCGCCGUGGGUGAGGUAGGGGAAGGCGAGCCGGCAGAGUUUGCGGGCAUCGUCCUGGUCGCGCCCUUCACAUCCCUCCCAAAGUUGUUGACGACGUACCGCAUCUUCGGCCUCAUCCCCGUCCUCUCGCCCCUGCGGUACUAUCCUCGCAUCCAGGCGCGCGUCCUGGCGUAUAUCGUCGACACGUGGGAUACUGCGUCACGGAUUGGGUCGCUGGUCCGGUGUUAUGCCGCAGAGGGGAGGGGGAGGCUGCGGCUGCAUAUCCUGCAUGCGCGGAAUGAUUUCGAUAUCCCUUGGCGGCAAGGAUCAGAUCUGUUCUUUACCGCCGCGAAUGCGAGCAGCGCUGCUGAUGGUGGGGUUACGAAAGCAGAGUUUGAGGAGAGGAAAGAGGUUGUAGAGAAGGGAGAGGGUGGGAGGACGGAGGUAUGGAAGUUCGGGGAGGGUAGUACGGUGAUCUUUGAGUUCUUGAGGCAUGGAGGACAUAAUCGUGUCGUUACGUAUUCUCCCGUUGCGUUAGCUGCACUCCGUGCGUUCGAGGCGGCUGAAGGACGGAUUAAAGGGGAAUGA